Messenger RNA from Ostrinia furnacalis (Asian corn borer), 988 nucleotides. RefSeq names its product nuclear pore complex protein Nup133-like. The transcript is spliced from 7 exons. NCBI's taxonomy places the organism in Eukaryota, Metazoa, Arthropoda, Insecta, Lepidoptera, Crambidae. Gene Ontology annotation, molecular function: structural constituent of nuclear pore. The record is from RefSeq and is a predicted model, not a curated record. The annotation marks the transcript as partial. Gene Ontology annotation, biological process: poly(A)+ mRNA export from nucleus; transcription-dependent tethering of RNA polymerase II gene DNA at nuclear periphery; protein import into nucleus. Gene Ontology annotation, cellular component: nuclear pore outer ring.
CUAGUUCCUCCAUUAUUGACUUAACUUACACACAGGCAAUCUGCACACAACUGCCCGGAUCCGAACGUGCGCUGGCAGCUAUGCGAGACGGCGGGCGCGCUGGCCGACCGCCUGCUGUCCGACGCGGCCCCGCUGCGCGCGCCGCACACGCGCCACGUGCACGACAAGCUCAGCCAGGACAUCAUCCGCCCCUUCAUGGAGGAGGGGCUGACGGAGCGCGCGGCGGUGCUGGCGGAGAAGUUCCGCGAGUGGGAGCUGCUGGUGGAGCUGUGCGUGCGCGCCGCCGACCUGCCGCGCCUCUACGCGUACGUCGACAAGUAUCCCAGCGAGGGCGUGGCCGAGCUGGCAUUCGCUCAGAUCGUGGACGGCGGCGGGCCUCUGGUCUCCGCCCUGGUGCGCUGCGAGCGGCCCAACGUAGCUUCCAAGCUGACGGCGUGGCUGCAGGCCUCGCCCACCAGAGCUCAUCUAUUAGCGCUGCAGCGGCUGACGGCGCGGGACUACAGCGCUGCAGCGCCCGCGCUCGCGCAGCUGGCUGGCGAGGAGCAGGACUCGGUUAAUAGGAUGACUACCAUGGCAUCCCUAGCCAAGCUGUGUAUCCUGGCAUCCGACGAGCCGGAGAAUCAGCCCGCCGAGACGCGGCGCAAGGUGGAGACGUGCCUGGCGCUCAGCGACCAGCACGCCGCGCUGCCGCGGGACAUCCGCCUGCAUUAUGGCCUGGACGCGGAAGACACCAAAGUUAUACCGCCUGAGGAGAUGAUCCAGAUGUACAUCGACGCAGAGGGCCAGAACCUGACAGAGUACGACUACAAGAAGGCAUUGGAUCUUACCGACUACGUACCCGAUAUCGAGAGGCGCGACGAUCUGCGCAUGAAGGUGUGGUGCGCGAGCAUCGUGCGCGACGACUGGGCGGCGUGCCGCGUGGAGGCGCCGGCCGACGAGCUGCAGCGCCGCUUGUUCUUCCGCCUCAUCGACCUCGUGCACCUCAUGG